GCUGGGGCGCCCCGGACUCACCCUGCGCACCGCACCCUCAGGCGCGGCCUCUCGGCACCAUGCCCGGCCUGUACUGCCCCUCCAGCUGGACGCCGCUGCCCCUCACGGACUCCUGGGUCCGGGCCAGCGCCAACGGACCCUGCCUCAGCCUGCGGGCGCGGCUCACCUACCACAACCCGCAGCCGCAGCCGGUGGACGGCGUGUUCGUGUACCCGCUGGCCGAGGCCGAGGUGGUAUCCGGCUUCGAGGCCGAGGCGGCCGGACAGCGCGUCUCCUUCCAGCUGCAGAGCCGGCGCCGCUCGCAGGCCGCCUGCUGCCGCGCGCUGGGCCCCGGGUUGGGGGCCGCCACGCCCCGCCGCUGCGCGCAGGGUCAUCUUGUCUUGGAUCUGGCCCAGGCCCGGUCCACGCUGGUGCUGCCCACAGGCCUUAUCGCUGCGGCUGGCACCAUGACAGUGACCCUGCACAGCAGCCGGGAGCUGCCCUCAAGGCCUGACGGGGUGCUGCGUGUGGCCUUGCCCACUGUGCUCACCCCGCUGGCCCUGCCAGGCCCACCAGGGCCCCCCAGGCCUCCGGGGCUCUGUGACGACAGUGGCCCAGUGACCCUCCUCGUGCUCCCUUCCAGCCCCACCAGCUGCUUCGGGGUGGGCAGCCCUCAGGAGGAAGGGGUGCCCUGGGAGGAGCCGGCUGCCCCUCUGGACGUGUUCUCAGGUCCUGCCCGCUGCCCUGCCCCAUAUACCUUCUCCUUCGAGAUGCUGGUGACUGGGCCAUGCCUGCUGGCAGGCCUGGAGAGUCCCUCUCAUGCCCUGCGAGCAGAUGCCCCCCCACAUGCCAGCUCUGCGGCAACCAUCUGUGUCACACUGGCAGAGGGCCACCGCUGUGAUCGGGCCGUGGAGAUCCUGCUGCACCCCAGUGAGCCACAUCAGCCACACUUGAUGCUGGAGGCGGGCAGCCUGAGCUCAGCAGAAUACGAGGCCCAGGUGAGGGCCCGCCGUGAUUUCCAGAGGCUGCAGCGCAGGGACUGUGAUGGGGACCGGCAGGUGUGGUUCCUGAAGCGGCGCUUCCACAAGGACAUCCUGCUGAACCCCGUGCUGAUGCUGAGCUUCUGCCCAGACCUGAGCUCCAAGCCUGGACACCUGGGCACAGCUACUCGGGAGCUCCUCUUCCUGUUGGAUGGCAGCAGUGCAGCACACAAGGAUGCCAUUGUUUUAGCUGUGAAGUCUCUCCCCACCCAGACACUCAUCAAUCUCGCCAUGUUUGGGAUGUCGGUGCAACCGCUGUUUCCAGAGAGCCGGCCUUGCAGUGAUGACACUGUGCAGCUGAUCUGUGACAGCAUUGAGACCCUACAGGCUGUGAGUGGUCCUCCAGACGUGCUGGCUGUGCUAGACUGGGCCAUGGGGCAGCCCCAGCACAGGGCCCACCCUCGGCAGCUGUUCCUGCUCACUGCUGCCUCACCCCUGGCUGCCACCACUCAUCAAACCCUGGAGCUCAUGAGGUGGCACAGGGGGGCAGCCAGGUGCUUCUCCUUUGGUCUGGGGCCCGCCUGCCACCAGCUGCUGCAGGGUCUGUCUGCCCUCAGCAGGGGCCAGGCCUACUUCCUGAGGCCCGGGGAGAGGCUGCAGCCCGUGCUGGUGCAGGCUCUGAGGAAGGCACUGGAGCCCGCUUUGAGUGACAUCUCUGUGGACUGGUUUGUGCCCGAUGCUGUGGAGGCGCUGCUGACCCCCCGGGAGAUCCCAGCACUCUAUCCUGGGGACCAGCUGCUGGGUUACUGCUCACUCUUCAGGGUGGAUGGCUUCCGGCCCCACCCACCAGGGGGUCAAGAGCCUGGCUGGCAGAGCUUGGGUGGGUCUGUGUUCCCAUCCCCAGAGGAGGUGCCAUCUGCUGCCAGCCUUGGCACGGAGCCCACUGGCACCUCGGAGCCCCUGGGAACAGGCACUGUGUCAGCAGAGCUGUCCAGCCCAUGGGCUGCUGGGGACUCAGAGCGGAGUACCGAUGCUCUGACAGACCCAGUCACAGAUCCUGGACCCAACCCCUCCUCUGACACAGCCAUAUGGCGCCGCAUCUUCCAGUCCUCGUACAUCCGGGAGCAGUAUGUGCUCACCCACUGCUCUGCCAGCCCCGAGCCAGGCCCGGGCUCCACAGGCAGCAGUGAGUCCCCAGGCUCCCAGGGCCCUGGAUCCCCUGAGGGUAGUGCUCCCCUGGAUCCCCCUUCUCAGCAGGGCUGCCGCAGCCUGGCCUGUGGAGAACACGCAGGCUCCCGCUCCUGCCCCCUGCCUGCGCCCCCACCAGCUCCAUUCAAGGCAGGGGCCUUGAGUACUGAGGUGCUGGGCCGUCGGCGCAGGGUGGCUCUGGCUGGCCGAAGCCUCUCAUCCCCUCCAGGCCGGGCAAACCCAGUCUCUGGUCGACCCCAGCACCCGUCUCUGGGUGCAGCACCAGAUGGGCCAGGCCCCGAGCCAGGCCAACAAUUGGGACAGGGCCUGGAUGACUCAGGAAACCUGCUCUCCCCAGCCCCCCUGGACUGGGACAUGUUGAUGGAACCACCCUUCUUGUUCACGGCCAUGCCCCCCAAUGGGGAGUCAGCCCCUCCUGCAGUGCCACUGCCUCCCCAGGCUCCACGCUGCCAUGUGGUGAUUCGGGCCCUGUGUGGGGAGCAGCCUAUGUGCUGGGAAGUGGGUGUUGGGCUGGAGACACUGUGGGGGUCUGGGGAUGGCUCACAGCCUCCGGCACCCCCUGUAAAAGAAGCUGCUUGGGACCAAGCACUCCACCGGCUGACGGCAGCCUCUGUGGUCCGGGACAAUGAGCAGCUGGCUCUCCGAGGAGGGGCCGAGACCACAGCUGACCAGGGCCAUGCCCGGAGAUGCUGGCUCCGAGCCCUUCAGACAAGCAAGGUCAGCUUCGCCCCCUCGUGCUUCACCUGCCCUGUAGCUGUGGAUGCUACCACUAGGGAGGUCCUGCCCGGGGCCCUGCAGGUGCAGAGCUCAGAGCCAGCUGAGCUCCCAGGCACCCCUCCCACCUCUCAGAGCCAUCUAGAUGCAGCUUCUCUGCUCACACUUAUCCACUCUAAAGGACUUCAGGGAGGCUCUCCAGCAGGUGCCUGGCACUCAGACCAAAAUGGCAACUCCAAGACUGCUUUAGGGGACCCUGUAACCCCUGCAGGAGGUCCUCACCGCCCACCCCCGCAGCCUCCCUCUAGGCUCAGUCUGGGCCGCCGUCGCAGACUCUGCAGCCCUGACCCAGGCCAGGCCAGUGACGGCAACAGUGAAGGAAGUGACCAUGACUACCUGCCCUUGGUGCGGCUGCAGGAGGCGCCCGGCUCCUUCCGCUUGGACGCACCCUUCUGUGCUGCGGUUCGCAUCCCGCAGGAGCGCUUGUGCCGCGCCUCGCCCUUUGCGGUGCACCGUGCCAGCCUCAGCCCCACCUCAUCCUCGUCUCCCUGGGCACUUCUGGGCCCUGGUGUUGGCCAGGGUGACAGCGCCACGGCCUCCUGCAGCCCCUCCCCCAGCUCGGGCUCUGAGGGUCCAGGCCAGGUGGACAGCGGACGGGGCUCAGACACUGAAGCCUCAGAGGGGGCGGAAGGGCUGGGUGGUACCGACCUGCGCGGCAGGUCCUGGGCCACUGCUGUGGCACUUGCCUGGCUGGAGCACCGCUGUGCUGCCGCCUUUGGGGAAUGGGAACUGACAGCGGCCAAGGCUGAUUGCUGGCUGCGGGCCCAGAACCUUCCCGAUGGCCUUGACCUGGCCGCCCUCAAGGCCGCAGCCCGAGGGCUCUUCCUGCUGCUGCGCCACUGGGACCAGAACCUGCAGCUACACCUGCUGUGCUACAGCCCGGCAAACGUGUGACAGCUGCCCACUGCUGCUCGGGCUGGCGCCUCCUAAGUACUCAAGUCACUGCCACCCAGGGCCCCCCUCUCAGUGCUGGGACGGGAUAGGCUGGUGUCAGCCUGUCCCCACUGCUUCUUACUCCCUUUCCAGAGUCUCACCCCCACAAAAAGUGCCUGCCUGUGCUCUCUCCCACUCCUCUCACACCAUGCCCCUUGCCCUCCCUGCUCUAAUCUGCUCCUCCACCCAACCCAGUCCCCCUUCUCCUCUAUCCUCUGAGCUUCAUGCAGCACAGUGGAAGGGGAGAGAGCCAGUUCCCAAAUCCUAUGCAAUA
Molecule: messenger RNA, 4149 nt
Organism: Lemur catta (Ring-tailed lemur)
Lineage: Eukaryota; Metazoa; Chordata; Mammalia; Primates; Lemuridae
Gene: VWA5B2
Product: von Willebrand factor A domain containing 5B2
Exons: 19
Coding region: 60-3836 (1258 amino acids)
Source: RefSeq, a predicted model, not a curated record